GGGUUGGUUCACGUGGUGGGUGCGUGUAUUUAGCGUAUUUAGGGAUUUUAUAGCGCCGCGGUGUCCACCCUUCCCGCCAGGAUAAAUCAAUACAUUAGAAGCUAAUACAUUCCAAGCAUGGCGAUGUUAGCAGAACAACGCCGCAAGAAGUCUUGGGUUUUGAAUCCAAGAGGAAGUCAAUGGGCUGAAGAUGACAGCAAAUUUGGCCAGAAGAUGUUGGAACAGAUGGGAUGGAGCAAAGGCAAGGGUCUCGGCAAGGAGAUGAAGGGCAUAACAGAACAUAUCCGGCCCUCUGUACAGAACGAUUCUCGAGGCUUGGGAUUUGAAGGAAAGAGUGAUGAGUGGGUGGCCCAUCUGGACGACUUCAACGACCUGCUGGCCAGCCUGCAGCAGGAUCAGAAGAGCCAGGACAGGGAUGACAGCAAAGUUCAGACAAAGUCCUUGGAAGAGAGAUCAAGGAAGUCCAAAGCUCGUGUGCACUAUCACAAGUUCACGCGCGGCAAGGACCUGAGCCGGUAUUCGAGCCAGGAUCUGGCGUGCAUCCUGGGCGGCCGGUCGGGGGAGGCGGCCUCGCAGCCGGUGACGCCGGUCAGCUCGCGGCCGCCAUCGCCACCGCCGCACGCCGGCAGCGAGCCGGUAUCGGACGCCGAGCCUGACGCCCCCGUCACCGAGGUGGACUCGUCCUCCGGCUACACCACUAUCGUCACCGGCAAGUCGGUCAAGGAUUACUUCGCCGAGAAAAUGAGAAAAAUGAAAAUAAUGAGGCUCAAGCGGCAACGGGAAUAUGGCGACGAAAUGCAAUCAGAAAACAAGGAAGACGGUGCAGUGUUGGAGAAUGCAAUAGCGGAUUGUGUCGAUGAAGAGUUGAACGAGGGAGAAAGCCUGGAAAGAAAGUUAAAGAAGAAAAAGAAACGGCAUACAUCAGCUGAUGUGAACACUUCAUCUGGUGAUGGAAACGGUGAAGAGGCGCCCGCCGAGAAGCGAAAAAAGAAGAAAAGAAAAAAUGAGGAUGCUCAGGUAGGUGAGCACGGAGAGCAAGUGGUAGCAGAGAGCGUUUGUAUCGAAACACGAUUCGAAACUGAUGGAGAUAAAUCAUCGAAGAGACGAAAGAUCAGUAAUGCGGUCACGUCAGAGGACGCCGUGCCCACAGCCUCUGCUGGUGAAGCCUCUGAAAGAAAGAAAAGGCGAAAGAAAAAUAAAACGAAGAAAGGUGAAGAAUAGCAACUUUUAAAUUGUGCUUUAUUACAGGAGCAACCGGUAAAUACGUGAAUUACCAAGUGCUCUUGUCAACAGUGCGUAGAAGGGCGUCGGUUAUUUAGGGUUGGUAUAUGAAAUAAAUACCGAAAGAAGCACGAAAAAUCGGCAUCAA
Molecule: messenger RNA, 1369 nt
Organism: Pollicipes pollicipes
Lineage: Eukaryota; Metazoa; Arthropoda; Thecostraca; Pollicipedomorpha; Pollicipedidae
Product: PIN2/TERF1-interacting telomerase inhibitor 1
Exons: 6
Coding region: 118-1221 (367 amino acids)
Cellular component (GO): nucleolus
Molecular function (GO): telomerase inhibitor activity; nucleic acid binding
Source: RefSeq, a predicted model, not a curated record